AUGACGAUGAACCUACUGAAGAAACCUCAACAUAUACUGUAUCACUCGGCAAGUCGGCAAAUACUGCACGCGGGGCAGUGUUUCAGCCCCCUUUAUGUCCAAAGCAAUGACGCUGUAUGCCUCGCCGAGAUCAACGUUGCUCGUGCAGCCGCUAAACUAGCAGAAUUCGUAGCAGCUACCGCUGGAACCGAAAAGUGGCCUAAAACCAACGCAGAACAAAGCGACGAACAGUCCAGCCCCUGGUAUCCCGUCUGUGAGGCCCUGAUAGCAAAAGAGGAACCAAUCGUAACAGCGGAAGAAGCAGGAAGCGAUACCUUUCCAAGCGGCACAUACGCCUUCAUGGCCUUGGAUACAGCAGAGGCGGACUGCGCUGCCGCAGUGAGCCACUGGAAGGACGCCGCCAGCAACUUCACUGCGAUUCCUCCAUCAAAAACUAAAGGAAAAGAACUGUACGAGAAGCAGCAUAACGUUUCUUUUAUUGCCAUGUACAACCCUUCAGAGAAUGCCAGUGUUGAUUGUCGAGUCGUCACUUGCACUCAAACAACAACUAAUGCUCCUGCAGUGCCAAGCUCACGGAACGGUGGGGACGAAAAGAAAGGCUACGCCCUGCUGUGCAUGACCACGCCUGAUGCAUUUGAAGAUAGCAAAGUUCCCUUCUCGGAAGAGCAGUGGAACAAGAUCAAGGCAUCUCUCACCGGUUCUGCCACUGCUGUUGCCCCGAGUCUGCUUGUCUUUGCUAUUGCGGCCCUUGGCUUGGCUGCCCUUUGA
Eimeria mitis is the source of this 768-nucleotide messenger RNA. Its product is annotated as SAG family member. The coding region runs from base 1 to 768 and encodes 255 amino acids. NCBI's taxonomy places the organism in Eukaryota, Apicomplexa, Conoidasida, Eucoccidiorida, Eimeriidae. The transcript is spliced from 4 exons. The record is from RefSeq and is a predicted model, not a curated record.